Molecule: messenger RNA, 525 nt
Organism: Eruca vesicaria subsp. sativa (arugula)
Lineage: Eukaryota; Viridiplantae; Streptophyta; Magnoliopsida; Brassicales; Brassicaceae
Source: the annotation of a GenBank genome assembly
AUGGCGAAGAGAGAGAUUAGUAGCACUUUGAGGAAUCUAAAGUUUAUGCAAAGGUCUGCUUUGAAAGAGGAGAAGAAGAAGAUUGAUGAAGAGCCCAAUGAGAGUUUUUCUUCUCUCGGAGGUGUUGCAAAGAAGUGUGUGGUGAUGACAGACUGGGAUCCUCAGCCAGUAGCAUUGUUAGGACGCAUGUCGUUUCAGUCUUUCAACCCUUCUAUCGAGAAACUGAAUGAAGAGGCGAUAAGUGGUCGAGAAACAGAUGCUUCUUCCACAAGCUCUAGCAGUAACGGAGGAAGAAUGUCUUUUAGUGAGCCGAGGGUUGAGCCAAGCAGGGAGACAAAUGGUGAGUUGAAAAGAAAAAAGUCUGAGGAACAAAACCAUCCUAGCAAAUCCCCGAGGAGCAGUGAUAAACCAUCAUCGAGCAAAAAGAAAGGCGGCGAUGGUUUCAAGAAACCUAAGAGCAGGAAGGAGGCCUGGAGCGUUAUGAAGCCACCAAAACAACCUCAAACCAACAAGGGUUCAAGUUAG